CUCUGUUGUCUGCUUUUCUUGACGGUGCUUGUCCAUAACAGAAAUGCAUCCGUUUUGAAAAUAUCAUGUUGGAUUUUUUUUUUAAAUGAAGACGUUUUAGCUCGCUACUCCAGUACGGUAGUUGGCAGUACACAGAUGAUAGUUAUCCACGGGGUCGACAUCCCUGUCGAAGAAGAGUACGCACGGCUAGCUAGCUUAGCUAACGUUCUUUAGCUAAUAAACUUCGCAUGGAUCAAGUACCAGCUCAUCAUUACUCGUUCGGUUUCAUACACAAGGAUAUUGACACCAGUCUACUACAAUGGAAGUCCUAAUGCAUCACCUUCGGCAGAGAAUCUUACCCCACCUGCCCAGAACCUUCACCACUCCUUGUAAGAGCCAUUCAAGCUGUGCUGCAGGACAUGCCCCAAAGCCAACCCUCAUUGACUCCAUCUCCCGACCUAGCACACACCUUCCCCUAGUAUCCCGUCUCUUCCAGCCCUCCAACCUGCGUGAUGUGGGGCAGGAGAGUCGUGCUCAGGGGGAGAUGACCUGCAAGAGCCAGAGACUGAUGCAGCAGGCAGGUCUCAUCCACCCUUCCAACCCUGGCUGCUACUACAUCCUCCCAGCCACAGUGCGCUCCAUGGAGAAGCUGGUGAGGCUGAUCGACCAGGAGAUGCAGAGGAUCGGUGGGCAGAAGCUGGACAUGCCCAGCCUGUGCUCUGCGGAGCUGUGGAGACGCAGCGAGCGCUGGGACCUGAUGGGAAAAGAGCUGUUCCGCCUGAGGGACCGCCACGGAGCGGAAUACUGCCUGGGCCCCACCCAUGAGGAGGCAGUGACAGAGCUGCUGGCCUCCCAGGGAACCCUGUCCUACAGACAGCUUCCUCUAAUGCUUUACCAGAUGACCCGCAAGUUCCGUGAUGAGCCAAAGCCUCGGUUCGGGCUGCUACGGGGGCGGGAGUUCUACAUGAAGGACAUGUACACGUUUGAUGUGAGUGAAGAGGCUGCCUACCACACGUAUGAGUCUGUAUGUCAGGCUUACAACCGUCUCUUCUCCCGGCUGGGCCUGCGCAUUGUUCAGGUCCAGGCAGACACAGGGAAAAUCGGAGGUAAACUCUCCCACGAAUUCCAGCUCCCAGCAGAUAUCGGAGAGGACAGACUACUGGUCUGUGGGAGCUGCUCCUUCUCUGCCAAUGUGGAGACCAUGGAACCAGGCCGGACUGACUGCCCACAGUGCCAGGCAGGCACACUGGUGGAGUCCAAGGGCAUAGAGGUGGGUCAUACGUUCUACCUUGGCACCAAAUACUCCCACAUAUUCAAUGCCACCUUCAAUAACACCCAGAACAAGCCUGCUGUCACUGAGAUGGGCUGCUUCGGGCUGGGGGUGACCCGGAUCCUUGCUGCCGCCAUAGAGGUGAUGUCCACAGAGGAGGCUAUCCGCUGGCCUGGGCUGCUUGCCCCUUACCAGGUCUGUGUUCUGCCCCCUAAAAGGGGCAGUAAGGUGGAUGAGGUGGCUGGUUUAUCUGAGGAGGUGGCCCUUUUUCUGGGGGAGGCUCUGCCCAGCCUAAGAGGUGAGGUGGUUCUGGAUGACCGUACACAGAUGACCAUUGGUAAGAGGCUGAAGGAUGCCAGUCAGCUUGGAUACCCCUACGUGGUGGCAUUGGGGCAGAAGGCUACAGAGGAGAUACCCAGGUUUGAGGUGAUCUGCCAGCAGACUGGUGAGACUAUGUUCCUCAGUAGGGAUGGACUGGUAGACCUACUCAGACGAGUGGAGACGGUCUGAGUUGGACUGAUCUUGACCUGGACUAAACUAUUGAACUCUGUGGAACUCUAUUGCUCCUCUGAAAUGGGCAUGCUUGUGGUUGGGCGGGAUGAUACGUGGUAAAGAGGCUACUGCUCAACAGCCCUAUACCUACUAAGGCCAAUCUAAGUCUGAUGCAAACUGAGCUGGACUGAAAUCUAUUAUUACACUGUUAUGGACAUGUAUGUGUGGGGUAGGGUGGAAGUAGCCCUUGAUCAUGACUCUCAGUUCCAUUACAUUACACAUACAGUUGUCAGAAGUUUACAUACACCUUAGCCAAAUACAUUUAAACUCAGUUUCACAAUUCCUGACAUUUAAUCCUAGUAAAAAUUUGCUGUCUUAGGUCAGUUAGGAUCACCAGUUUAUUUUAAGAAUGUGAAAUGUACCAAGACCUCAUCAACGACAUCGCCAAGGACAUUCGUUACCAGAGACGCUACAGACAGAGGAGGAAGGCGGAGCUGGUGAAGCUCCAGCAGGCACUGAGCGCGCUUAACUCCAAGACAGCCUUCUAUCAGGACCAGACCAACUACUACGACACUUACAUCAAGACCUGCCUCGACAACCUCAACAGGAAGAACACGCGGCGGUCCAUCAAGCUAGAAAGGAAGGUGGAGGAGAAGGGCAGUAAGAAGUGGAAGCAUCAGUCUCUGAAGUACACGGCUGCCCGACUGCAUGAGAAGGGAGUGAUCCUGGAGAUAGAGGGGCUGCAGACCAACCAGUUCAAAAAUGUAAUGUUUGACAUCUCUCCCAGUGAGGAAGUUGGGGACUUUGAGGUGAAGGCCAAGUUCAUGGGAGUUGAGAUGGAAAAGGUUCAACUCCAUUUCCAGGAUCUGCUCCAGCUGCAGUACGAGGGAGUGGCGGUGAUG
Molecule: messenger RNA, 2643 nt
Organism: Salmo salar (Atlantic salmon)
Lineage: Eukaryota; Metazoa; Chordata; Actinopteri; Salmoniformes; Salmonidae
Gene: pars2
Product: prolyl-tRNA synthetase 2, mitochondrial
Biological process (GO): prolyl-tRNA aminoacylation
Cellular component (GO): mitochondrion; cytoplasm
Molecular function (GO): ATP binding; proline-tRNA ligase activity
Source: RefSeq, a predicted model, not a curated record